Leishmania mexicana MHOM/GT/2001/U1103 is the source of this 5118-nucleotide messenger RNA. RefSeq names its product putative protein kinase. NCBI's taxonomy places the organism in Eukaryota, Euglenozoa, Kinetoplastea, Trypanosomatida, Trypanosomatidae. Gene Ontology annotation, molecular function: protein serine/threonine kinase activity; ATP binding. The transcript has a single exon. Gene Ontology annotation, biological process: autophagy; protein autophosphorylation; peptidyl-serine phosphorylation. The record is from RefSeq and is a predicted model, not a curated record. Gene Ontology annotation, cellular component: autophagosome; cytoplasm. The coding region runs from base 1 to 5118 and encodes 1705 amino acids.
AUGCCUCCCAAGAAGCGCAAAGCCGUGGGGUCAAAGAAGACCUCCACCACCACAGCGGCAGCAGCAGCAGCAGCAGCCACAGCGGCGAAGACGCAGCAGCGCAGGACGGCAGAACCGAAAACCGCGGCAGCGUCGAAGAGAAGUACGUCGAAACCGAAACUGAACAAACGCCCCGCACAUCUCUCCUGCGCCUCGCCAGCUGCGCGGAUGGCCUCGAAGGCUGCUACACGGAAGGCGAGCAUCGUGAAGGUCACAGCAGCCUCCGCAGACAAAAAGAAGGCGGCUCCGCUACGAGCGCCGAGCACCCCGGGACGUGGUCCAACAGCCGAGAAGAUAGCCGUAUCUGGCGCACAAAGGCGCAAGCCGUCACCGUCAUCGCAACCCCCUGUUUCAGCUAAAACGGCGGCUGCGAGAACGGCGGCACCUGCCACCAGACCACAUCGAAACAGCGCCACGGUCAAGCAGCCGCCUCGAAUGGACGAAGAACUCGACGGUGGCGGCGGCAUUACCAGUAGUGCCACAGAGGAAAAGACGGAGAGGACGUACAGAGAGGUUGUGCAUGACGAUGCGACGGUGACGCGAUUGUCGCGGCCCGUCGUCGUGGUAACAAUCGACGACGAUGGGGCCGAACAAGAGGACGCUGAUGGCGAAGACACCGUUCUCUUCCACAGUGACGUGGUCGACGCCACAAGGAGCGACGGUGACGCUCGCCAGAGUCAGCUCGACGCUCCGCCGCCGCCGCUUCACCCCUCACUUGUGACGUCGACUGCCGCAGCAGGGGAGCAGCAUCUCGUCACGUCCUCAGAGGCCCUGCCAACUCACCCCCUUCGCCUCCUCCACGCCGGAGCUAGCGGUUGUGGCAGCAGCAGCAGUACCACCCUAGAUCUCCGCGACUGCACGACACCGCCACCGCCGCUGCUGCAGCCGACCGUGCGCGGCACCCGAAAACAGACAUCUUACGAGAACAACAACGGCGCCGACAGUCCAAGCCGCCAAAGCGCUGAGAACAGCCCAGAGGCCCUCAUGGCAGACAGCGAGAGCAAGUCCAGCAGCCACCGGUGGCAGCGGCAGUUGUUAGCCGGUGGCACCCCCGCUACGCAGCCUCUGCGCGACACGGACGCGUUGCAGGAUGGAGGCGACAGACACGUCGGCAGCCCUCCCGCGCAUGCAGCGGAGACCGUCAAGCGGCUGUUCACUGAACCUGCGCGCUCCAUCUCAGUCACCUCAAUCCGCGCAGACGACUCGCCGAAUGGCACACUCAUCAUGAGCGACGGCAGCGAGGAAGACGGCGUCGAGGAAGCGGACGCUCCGGAACUUCACCGACGACAGCGGCAACACCACCAACACCUGCCACCUCCCCUGGAGGUCAGCAGCAUCGCCACCCACACUGACAGCGAGAGCCGAUGGAGCGUGGGGAGGGCGACCGAGGGGCCCCCGCUACCGCCAGGCUCUGCCACAGCUGUCACGCCGCCUCCGCUGCCCUCGUUGGUGCCGCGCGCCAGCAGCGCCGGUGGUGUGCAACUUUUCCAUCGACACCACCUCCACAACAGCGGCGGGGUCACAGAUGACCGUUGCCGCGGUACAUCAACGCGGUUGUUGUCGACGCAAUCGUCGGCAAUAAAGGACGAUGAGGCUCCGCCGUCGCCGCACCACAAGGCCGUGGCGUCUGCCGCUCAGUCGCUCCCCGCUCCGGCAGGACACCUCCGUAUGGGCGGCAACACGAGCCGCCAGUGCUCUCCCUCUUCGUCGUACCUGUGGCUGAAGCGGACGGCGGGUGGGGAUGCGGUGGAGGCGAGCCACCCCGCUGCCCCGACAUCCUCCGCGACCUCGGCCCCUUUCCCUGCUCACCCGCCCUUCCAGCAGCAUCAGCAGCAGCAGUGGUCGUCGUACGCCUGCCCUCACCUGAGCUUCACCUCCCCAUCCUCAUCACAGCUCUCACGGCUCGCGGAUAUGGAUGUGAUGGCGGAGGCCGAUGCCGACCCCGAAGGCGGUCACGCCGCGACGACAACGACCCCGCAGCAGCUGCGGCUGCGAGAGCCGCCUGUGUGGCGUUCCCCGCAGAUUACGCAGCUGCCCAAAUCGUUGAGCGUCUCGCCGGUGUCUCUGCGCGGUGACGGCCGAAAAAGCGGCAUGAAGGGCGACGCCGCCUCGGCUCUGCCCCAACCCCUGUCACAGACACAGCCCGCCGCGCACUCUGCGUCUCCAGCCCUCAGCUCCACGAGAGAAGCAACACAAACGCUCACUCAGGCCUCCACGAACGCGGCGGGCGGCUCACGGGCCCCAUUGCACGUCGUGCCGAGUGGGCUGGCCGCGGCACCGGCUGCCAGCCGACCGUCGACGCAACUCAUCACGAAGGCAGCGGCGACGCGGCCCAUCGCCUCUCCUGGCACCAUGUGGAUCUGCUUGGAUGACGACGACGACGACUACGCCAGUGAUGACAACGGCAGCGACGUUCCUCUCGUCUCCGUGAAGAUGGAGAUCGACGCGGAGACGGACGCAGUGUACACGCCGCCUGUACGCACAGCGGCUGCCGCCGUGUCACCUUCGCCGUCGUGGUCGCCACACAAGGGGGGCAUGGCAGUGAGCGGAGAAGAGACAGAGGCCCCUGGGCGACUGAGAAGCCGACGUCCGAGCCCGAGCAAGGCAGACAGCGGCGGCGCUGGCGCUCGCGUGGACCAGUCAAGCAAUGCCGUCCUGUCGCCAGCCCAGGCUCGCCGCCGGCCACCAGCGGAGAAGAGCCACCCCAUUGCCGAGAUCUUGUCCCCCACCUUCCGUCCGCGUCGACGUCCACCAGACACGUCUGCCGGUCCUUCGCAUUCGCUCGGCGCUGGCAGCGCCACCCACCAGUGGCUCUCAAGUAGGCCGGUGUCUCACUGCUACAUCAACCUGGACGACGAUACGGAGGACGAGGACGCUGACGAAGCACCGCCGCGCCAGCGCGCCCGAAAGGUGCAUACACUCGAGGGGGCGGUGUACUCAGCGCAACCCAUGUCUUCAGCGUCGGCGGCAAACGCCUCACCUGCGGCGCCUGCGCUGCUUCACGCAUCGCCAGUCACCGGCGUAGACGCGCGUUCUCAGUUGUCGCUGCCGUUGAUUAUCGACGACGACGACGACGACGAGGGUGCGCCGGAGGGCGGCGGUGAGACGGACACGAAGGCGUCUGGCGAUCGGGAGGUGGGGCGCGAAGGGCUAUCGUCGAAGCUGCCGAAAGCGAAGCGAGGCGCCCGUGUGGAAGGGGCGGACGAAGUCGUGGCCAACGACGAAGAUGGCGACGACCUGCUCAAGAGUCUGCAAAAGCCGCACGUGAAGGACUUCAUCUUCCCCAACCGCUUGGACCCAGAGCUGCGCCCCUCCAGCCCCCUCUACCGGAGCAUCCACGCAUACCAGCAGCAGUACCAGCAGCAGCUGGCGCAGGGGAAGGAGGAGGAGGAGCACGCAGCAUGGCACGUUGUCGUCGCUGCCUCACCGCUGCAGGAGGGCGUCCAUGCGGACUGCCGUCAUCUGCCGCAGAGCGCCGCAAUCCCUGUGGUGACCGGCGACGCAAAGGGCGCCUCCCCCGACGACGUCGCAGCGGCCGGGCAGCCAGGCCAAAAACGCCGUCGUGCGCAGGAUGCGAAGACCGGGGCGGCGGCGACCCCGGCGGUGCCGGACUGGGGCCGGCCAGCCGACACCCUCUUGCGCGACUUCUUCCCAACGAAGUUCACGAAGAAAAGCUUUAUGGAGGCGGCGAAGAACGUGAUGUCUCCGAUGCACUUCCUCGAAGCCGGUGACUUCUGGGCCGCCUUCGCCUCGGCGGAGUUCGUUGGGGAGGGAAGCUUCGGACUUGUGUGGCGCUGCCUCACGGUGGACGGUGACCUUGUCGCGGUGAAGUCGUGCCCCAUCAUCCUGCGCACCAAAGCCAACAUCGAAGACUCCUUCUCCACGAUCCGCGAGAUCGCCACCAUGCGCUUCCUGAAUGAGAUGCAGGUGCCCUAUGUCCUUCCGCUGCACAGCGCCUUCUUUGUGCACGCGCAGGAGGCGCUGCCGCCGCUGGCGCAGGAGGCGCUGGAGUGGCGCCAGCGGCUGCGCAAGCGAGCCGAGGAGGCGGCGCUGGAGGUGGAAGUGAGGAUGCUCGCCCGUGGCGGACACCGCCGUGCCCCGCACACGGGGGCGGAAGAGGAUGUCGAGGACGCGCCGCUGACGCUGGAGCAGCAAGUGGCCGUGCAGAUGGAGCGGCUUACCGCUGCGGAGGGACCAGAGGAGCAGGCCACGCGUGCACGGCUGCAGUCGGUCCGUCUGCCGCGCUUUCUGUCCAUAACCCACGACGACUUGACCCAGAGCGACGCAACGGUGUUUCUCGUGAUGGAGCUGUGCGACGGCGACGUGGAGGGCAUCUCCCGCAGCGACGGCAUUGCGAAGGGCAUGGUGUACUGCGUGAGCUCGGCGCUUGCAGCGAUGCACGAGCUGGGGCUGCUCCACCUCGACCUCAAGCCGAGCAACAUUCUCUUCGCCUAUGAGAACGGGCCUUCGCAGCAGCGGCUGCAGCGCUUCAGCGCAUCGGGCCCUGCGACAGACGCGGUCAAGUUUUACCUUUCCGACUUUGGCAACUGCCGCCUUGUCGGCCCGGACCCCAUGGACGAAGUGCAGGAUUCGUACGGCACCUUCGAAUACAUGGACUUGCGCGCGCUGCGUGACGCCGUGUGUGGGCGUCCGACUGACGCCUUCAGCCUCGGCGCCACCCUGUACGAACUGCUCUACGGUAGGCGGCUGUACCCAAAGUGUGUGGAUCCACGCUGCGGCGGCGAGGAGGACCACUCACGCGAGUGCUUCGUGGAGGCGGCAAGUCAGCCUGUUGUGUUGCCCACGGUCGGGCCUCUCACAACAGCAGCGAUGGUGACGCCGGCGACGGCGAUCGGUCUCAACGCCGCUGCGGGCGGACACGCGUGCGGCCUUCAUGCAAAAGGCAACACCGGCGGCAACGUCAACCUCCUCUGCAGCGGACCCGCUCUUACACCUCUGCAGUACCUCACGCUGGCGCUGCUGCGGAAGCCCUGGGAGGAGCGCAUGACAGCCGUGGAGUGCCGCCGCUACCUUGUUCAGACAUUUCACAUCACCCAAACCGAAGACUCGAGCCCUUGA